Molecule: messenger RNA, 1293 nt
Organism: Rhinocladiella mackenziei CBS 650.93
Lineage: Eukaryota; Fungi; Ascomycota; Eurotiomycetes; Chaetothyriales; Herpotrichiellaceae
Product: phosphoserine transaminase
Exons: 2
Coding region: 1-1293 (430 amino acids)
Biological process (GO): L-serine biosynthetic process
Cellular component (GO): cytoplasm
Molecular function (GO): O-phospho-L-serine:2-oxoglutarate transaminase activity; pyridoxal phosphate binding
Source: RefSeq, a predicted model, not a curated record
AUGCCCAGUCGCUCAGAGGUCGCCUACUUUGGCGCUGGUCCUGCUCCUCUCCCAACCCCCGUCAUCGAGGCUGGAGCUAAAGCAUUCGUCAACUUUGACAACACCGGUUUGUCUUUAGCUGAGAUCUCCCAUCGCUCAACAACGGCGAACAAGGUCCUCGCGGAUGCCAAAGAAGCAUUGGCAACACUCUAUGACAUCCCGACAGACGAGUACGAGAUCAUCUUCAUGCAAGCGGGCGGAACAGGGGAAUUCAGUGCCGCCUUGCAGAACCUAGUGGGUACCUGGAUCGAGAAACGCCGGAGGAAAGCUGUUGCGGAACUAGGGGAGGAUAAGGACGCCGAGGUCCUCGAACGUGUAAAGCGAGAGAUCGAGGCAGAGUUGAAGGUCGACUAUCUCGUCACAGGGACUUGGUCGCUCAAAGCCAGCCAGGAAGCAACGCGGUUAAUUGGGGCGAAGUAUGUCAAUGUCGCUCUCGAUGCACGGAAGAGCAAUAACGGCAAGUUUGGGAAAAUCCCACCUGAGAGCGAGUGGAACCUGACUCCCAAGGGGAGUGCUUUCACAUACAUGUGCGAUAACGAGACGGUCGACGGUGUCGAGUACCCCGGCUUCCCCAAAUCUUUGGAGGACGACGAGAGGGUCGUGGUGGCCGACAUGUCGAGCAACUUCCUCAGUCGAAAAGUCCAUGUCAAGAAGUAUGGCGUCAUCUUUGGUGGCGCUCAAAAGAAUCUCGGCAUUACAGGUAUCACGGUGGUGAUCAUCCGCAAGUCCCUGCUCAGCCUCGUCCCACCUCCUACCUUCCUUCACGCCUUGUCUCCUGUUCUCCCGACCUCGGGUUGUCUGCCACCGAUCAUGUUCUCUUUCGCCGCCAUCGCCGCCAACAACAGCCUCUACAAUACCCUGCCAAUCUUCAAUCUCUACGUUGCCACGCUCGUCCUCCAGAGCCUCGUCUCCAUGCAUGGAUCCAGGAAAGUCUCAGGCCAGGAGGAAGUUGUGAACCAAAAGGCCAAAUUGCUGUAUGACACGCUCGACGCAUAUCCGGACACAUACCAUGUCGUCCCGGACAAGAGCAUCAGGAGCAGAAUGAAUGUUUGCUUCCGGAUUGUCUCGAAGGCAGGGGCCGAUCCUGAUGAAGCCAAAGAGAAAGCUUUCCUGGCUGGAGCUGAGAAGCGCGGAUUACUCGGUCUCAAGGGCCAUAGAUCAGUCGGUGGUAUUCGAGCGAGUAAUUACAACGCCGUGCCGUUGGAGAAUGUACAGAAAUUGGCAGAUUGGUUGGUUGAGUCUGCGAAGCGGUGA